Molecule: messenger RNA, 2528 nt
Organism: Anguilla anguilla (European eel)
Lineage: Eukaryota; Metazoa; Chordata; Actinopteri; Anguilliformes; Anguillidae
Product: cytochrome b reductase 1
Exons: 4
Coding region: 521-1369 (282 amino acids)
Cellular component (GO): lysosomal membrane
Molecular function (GO): oxidoreductase activity
Source: RefSeq, a predicted model, not a curated record
AUUUGACGAGCGGAUAGUUUGACAGUUUUUUCAAAGAGCGGAUUGCUUGCUAGCAAACCCUAGAUUAAAGUCGGGGUUAGCCCACUUUUGAAUUUGCCAGUGUGAAACGUCUGUGCAGGGUUAAGAGGCCAGUUAGCCCACAAUUAAAAUGGUUCUAGAAUGCAUUUAGCCCAGGGUUAAGUCCAGUGGGGAAAGCCCUUUAUUUGGACGUUUCGUUCGCGAGCUAUUGUUGCCGGAAGUCCGAAUAUUUUUAUUUUGUAUUUAUUUUAUUUAUUUAUUAUUUUGAAAGUCCGAACAUUCCAAUAUAAAACUAACUUUAUGGCGGUAACGUUAAAUCACGUGAGGUCAGGUAAUACUAGUCCAGUGUGAAUUGACACGACUGAAAUUCCAAACCAACAAGCACGCAGGGAUUUCUGUUAAGUGGCCCAACCCACAGCAUAAAGUCUUAAAAUUCCUCGAGUUUGCACUCAUUUUACCCCAAAGGAAGAAGUUCGCCUCAUCUUCCGCUUUACUAGCUGAGAUGAAAAAUUACAAACAGUUUCUGUUUUUACUUGUCGCGGUCGUGUCAGUCGGCUUCGUCUCAAUUGUUUUUGUUCUGCGAUGGGUACUGUAUUUUAAAGAAGGCCUGGCAUGGGACGGAGGACCGGCCGAAUUCAACUGGCACCCAGUAUUGAUUGUUACCGGAUUUGUUUUCAUACAGGGAAUCGCCAUCCUGGUGUACAGACUCCCAUGGACAUGGAAGUGCAGCAAGCUUAUGAUGAAGUUAAUUCAUGCUGGCCUGAACAUCCUGGCUUUUGUUUUUGCUGCCAUAUCUGUGGUAGCAGUGUUUGACUUCCACAAUGCUGCAGACAUUCCCAACAUGUACAGUCUGCACAGUUGGGUGGGUCUGGCUGCUGUCAUUCUUUACGGCCUACAGAUUGCUCUGGGACUGUGUGUGUACCUGGUGCCCAUCACCCCAGGGUCCCUGCGAGCAGCCUUCAUGCCAGUUCACGUCUACAGUGGUCUGUUAAUCUUUACCAGCGUUAUUGCCACUGCACUGAUGGGAAUCACAGAAAAGCUCAUUUUUGGUCUGAAAAAUCCUAAGUAUAAGGACUCCCCCCCAGAAGCAACUUUUGUAAAUGUUCUCGGAGUGUUAAUUAUGCUUUUUGGAGCUCUUGUCGUUCGGAUUGCCACAUGCCCUUCCUGGAAACGCCCGAGUGAGCAGCUUGUCAGCAGCCAACACAACAAUAAGGGAGACGCCAACAGAACCAUGGGGGGCAUGGCUCUGUCCACAUGCAGCCCCACCGACUGUUAUGACCCAGAGGCCAACUGCGAUACCCGUAAGAGGAACAGUAAACCAGAUGAUCCAGGACAGAGGUCGACCGUGUAACUUCAUAAUACAUUAAUUUCCAUGUAUUGUCAUGACAUACAUUUCUUAUCAGACCAGGAAUUAAUGUAUCUCCCAACAGCAAUUGCACACAGUUUGUUUUGUUUUUGUUUUUCCCUUUGGUAUGAUUCUGAGCUACUGUAUUUAAUCCAUGUUUUUUUUUCUCCCCGACUUUCUGGUAAACGGCUUUAAUCACCAAAGUUACAAUAAUUCAGGCACUUUCAUCAUUUAAAUGGCAUGAAAUGUGAAUGCUUUGCAAAACAACCGUAUUGGCUGAAACUGAAUAACUGAGAAGCUAUUUUAAUGAGUAGUUGCUUCUCACCGAAUUCCAAACAAAAUUGGACAAUUAUUUUUUCCUUCUCUCAGCCCUGUGUGCCACUUACAUUACCAUUACAGAACUUGGUGGAGCUGUAGAAAAUGUGUACUUACAAUUAUCAUGCAUAAAAAGUGAUUCUAGGCCUGAUUCUAGGUAAAUUAGUAACAUUCAUAUAUAUAUAUAUAUAUAUAUUGCAGCUUGUUUUAGUUUUAUCAGUACUACAGGAGCUGAAAAUUAUGAAUGCAUGCGCAGCAUAAAAUGUAUCACUGGAAAUAUUCAGUCGCAAAUUCUGAAUGGUUGCUAUUGAAUGUAAGAUUGUUUUUGAAAUGUUUGCAUUUGUUUAAAGGGCACUUUGUGUUUUUAUUGGUAUUGUUAUACAUAUACAUUUGUUGUUACAAUUUAUUUUAUCAGCAAUUGCUCUUCCCAGUAUUGAAUGGUUAAUUGCGACUCUAGGUCUGUCAACUAAUUCAUCAUUUUCCAAGGACCCUCCAAAACUCAAGCAGCCCUUGGGCUCACUCAGUCUGCCAGCUGAACUGCUGCUGCACAAGAGGACUGCAAAGUUGAUACAGGCAGCACUGCCACAGAAUUUUGUGAUUUUUGUAUUCUCCGAACAAUGAAUGGAGAAAUUUUGAACUUUGUAAUGACCUGUGUAAGUAGCAACACUACUUUAGUAUAUGCAUUGUUGUGUCUCUGAAGGGAAGCCAUUUUGCAUGGUUUUAUAAAAGGUCUAUUGAAAAUGAAAUGCAACUUUUGGCUUGGCUUAUCUUAUAAAAUUAUAGUUUUAAAGUAAGCUUACUUUAUGUUCCUGGAUGUAGGCAUUUUAAUAAAAAGCAAAUAUGAAAAUUA